AUGUCCAAAUAUCCUGAACCAAGCAAGUUAAAAGAUAGGUAUUCACCUGUUAAGAAGAUACCGCCAUAUAAAGAGAGAAAUGACAACUCUAAAAACUACGAAGCCUUUGCGGUUGCUCCUGGUAGAGGUGGAUUAUUGAAAAAUGGCAAGUCAUCUGGAGUGCUUCUGGUAACAGAUAAAGAUAAUAUAGAGCUGGUACCUUCAGCAAGAGCAAGUAAGGUAGAUUCCAAAAUACCUCAGCCAAAUAGAUUUUCUCCUAUUAAGAGAAGUGGUUCACCCAUACGUCGCCAAAAGAUUAGCGAGAUUGAACAUGAAGCAAUACAAACUAAAGACAAAGAAGUCCUUGAAGAGAUCAACAAGAGAGCAAAGACAGUUUCCUUUACAAGUGACACACAGUUCAACAAUAGUUCUACCAGCCUCUUUGUACAUUCACGCAGCUCAUCAAUGAGAAGUGAUAGCGGGUCAUCUAAUACACUUUCAGAAGAUCAAUUCUUAUAUGUUAUAGGCCGGAUAAACGAGAUCCAAAGUACACAGAAACAGAUUCUACAGAAAUUGGAAAACUUAGACCAAAAGUUAGCAUGA
Molecule: messenger RNA, 582 nt
Organism: Scheffersomyces coipomensis
Lineage: Eukaryota; Fungi; Ascomycota; Pichiomycetes; Serinales; Debaryomycetaceae
Exons: 1
Coding region: 1-582 (193 amino acids)
Source: RefSeq, a predicted model, not a curated record